AUGACAGUUGAAAUCCAUCUACUGCGAGUAUUUUCUGCAGGCACAGGAGGUGGCAAUCCCCUACCGGUCGUGCUCAAUACCAAGCACAUGUCGAAUGCAGAGAUGCAAGCGAUCGCCACGCAGCACAGCUACGAAAGCGGGUUUGUCUUCCCCGCACCGGCAGACUCGCAUUGCGACUAUGAAUAUCGGUUCUGGACCCCCGGCCAUGAGAUGGAGAUGUGUGGCCAUGCGACACUAGGGAUUUCCUGGCUGAUGUCCAAGCGCGGCAUGAUCCCAGACAAUCUUCGAAUCUUGACCAAAAGUGGCAUUGUGGAUGUGAAGGUCACAAAGACUUCACAUGGUGCAGAUGACGAAAUUUGGGUCGAAGUGUCCCAGCCUAAAUACAAGGUCAUGGACCGCGUGGAAAACCCCGUCCAUGUGAUUGAGAUACUAUCUGUUUUGGGGAUCUCAAAAGGUGAUUUGGCCCCUGGGUUGCAUAUCCUGAAUGCUGCCACAAGCAGGGUGAAGACGCUGGUUCCGCUCAGAUCGGUUCAUGCGCUGCAUGCUUUAAAACCAGACUUUCCUCGGGUAAAAGAACUCUGUCAGACAAUUGGAAGUACUGGCCUCUACCCGUACGCUGUGUCCAACCUGGCAUUACAGGAAUACGAAGCAAGGCAAUUUCCGCAGAACGUUGGAUAUCCCGAGGACGCUGCGACUGGAAUUGCCGCUUCUGCUUUGGCAUUUAGAUUACUAGUCGAUGGAUCUGUGCAUGACAUGGAUCGGGCUAUUAAGGUCAGACAGGGCACAGCCAUGGGGAAACCAUCUGAGAUCAGUGUUCGAUUCAGAAAAUCGGGGGAUGACGUGGACGGUUGUUGGAUAGGAGGUACUGCUAUGUUCCAGACUGGUACAGAGACUCCAUGA
Penicillium soppii is the source of this 900-nucleotide messenger RNA. Its product is annotated as PhzF family phenazine biosynthesis protein. The coding region runs from base 1 to 900 and encodes 299 amino acids. Lineage: Eukaryota; Fungi; Ascomycota; Eurotiomycetes; Eurotiales; Aspergillaceae. Gene Ontology annotation, biological process: biosynthetic process. The transcript has a single exon. Gene Ontology annotation, molecular function: isomerase activity. Gene Ontology annotation, cellular component: cytoplasm. The record is from RefSeq and is a predicted model, not a curated record.